Messenger RNA from Williopsis jadinii, 246 nucleotides. It is a transcript of the gene POP8, whose product is annotated as ribonuclease P. NCBI's taxonomy places the organism in Eukaryota, Fungi, Ascomycota, Saccharomycetes, Phaffomycetales, Wickerhamomycetaceae. Gene Ontology annotation, biological process: tRNA processing; nuclear-transcribed mRNA catabolic process, RNase MRP-dependent; intronic box C/D snoRNA processing. The coding region runs from base 1 to 246 and encodes 81 amino acids. Gene Ontology annotation, molecular function: ribonuclease MRP activity. The record is from RefSeq and is a predicted model, not a curated record. Gene Ontology annotation, cellular component: nucleolar ribonuclease P complex; ribonuclease MRP complex. The transcript has 3 exons.
AUGGGUGACUCUGAAGAUGAAAACGUAUGGAGUUACUACACUCUGGAAUUAAUUCCAGAGCAAGACUCUUCAAUAGUACCCAAGGACCUCAAGGUUGAUGAGGUUACAUGGCAGACUUAUAUUAGAUCUGCUCUUCAAAAGUACCAUGGGCUGUUUGGACUUGCCAUAACAGUGGAGGUUGUAAAGACAAUGGACAAUAGGGCAAUGGUUAGGUUACAAAAUGAGGAUAUACAGUUGUACAUCUGA